This is a messenger RNA of Gasterosteus aculeatus aculeatus (three-spined stickleback), 1902 nucleotides long. It is a transcript of the gene gpr108, whose product is annotated as G protein-coupled receptor 108. Gene Ontology annotation, cellular component: membrane; Golgi apparatus. NCBI's taxonomy places the organism in Eukaryota, Metazoa, Chordata, Actinopteri, Perciformes, Gasterosteidae. Gene Ontology annotation, biological process: transport. The record is from RefSeq and is a predicted model, not a curated record.
CCGGAACUCGUUGAUGUCUCGUUCUUGACUCAAGACCCGGAAGCCAAGGCUCGCUGCUACUUGACGAAAGCUCAAACAGCCUCAAAACGCACCGUUACGGUUCUGAUUUGAUUAUAAACGACGUCACUAAAGGAGCGACACUCCUCGCUGGAGGACCGGCGUCACUGUAACGCGCCUCGCGUACCGCUACGGCCGCUAGCCUACUUGUUUUUUUAGCCAUCUAGCAGGAUCGUCGUUCGCUGACGUUAGCCGCUGGUUAGCUGCCUGGCGAUGGACGCGGCUCGCGGCGGCGGUGCUGUGGCCGGAUGUCUGCUGCUGCUGCUGCUGCUGCUGGCCGGGUGCGACGCGAGGAUACACAAGCUCAGCCUGCAGAAUGAAACUCGCUUCGUUGUGGACCUCAACACCUUUGGUUUCUACGGUAACGGGACCCUGGACGUCAACCUGCUGUCCCUGCGCCUCCCGGAGCAGGCGGUGAACUACAGCCUUCACCCCGUGGGCUUCACCCUCUCGCGGUCCCGUGUCAACGGAGUGCUGUCCUACACGGCGGAGGAGACGGAGACGUGUCCACUCACGCUCACCAAGUUCACCAGCAACGAGCCCCUCAUCCUCUUUCUCCUUCACUUCGACACGUCCAGUGUCAAUGUGAGAGCUUUGGGCGACCAAGACAACGUCCUGGUAGCAAAGACCAAGACGCCUAAAGCUGCUGCUGCCACAGCAGCCAAACCAGCGCCGACCCAGCCGCAGGACGGGUUGGACCACAAGGAGCCGGAAGCCACGUCGGUGCCUCACGAUUCGCAUAUGCAGCUGGAGAACCUCAAACAAGUCACCUUGGCUCUGGACAAAAGCAACGGCUCCUACAGCUUCAGCUUCAAGCUCGUGGUCGGCCCGCUGGCGGAGGGUCUGUACACCCUGAAGUUCCACUACUGCAGGAACCGGGUACCCGGGAUCAAGCUGCCGUACUCGCUGGCCGUGAAUGUGACGGAGAGGAACCCGGGCGGCUUCCUGUCGGCGGCGGAGAUCCCCCUCUCUCGCCUCUACAUCGGCAUGGCGGGGGUCUUCUUCGUGGCGGCGAUGGUCUGGAUCUACACCCUCAUGAAGCACAGGUACAGUGUGUUUAAGAUCCACUGGCUGAUGGCAGCGCUGGCCUUCACCAAGUCCACGUCCCUGGUGUUCCACAGUAUAAACUACCACUUCAUCAACACUGAGGGGCAUCCCAUCGAGGGCUGGGCCGUCAUGUACUACAUCACACACCUGCUGAAGGGGGCGCUGCUCUUCAUCACGCUGGCACUCAUCGGUACCGGCUGGGCCUUCGUCAAGUACAUCCUGUCUGACAAGGAGAAGAAGAUCUUCAUGAUCGUCAUCCCUCUGCAGGUCCUGGCCAAUGUGGCCUUCAUCAUCAUCGAAUCUACGGAGGAAGGCACCAGCGAGUACUACCUGUGGAAGGAGAUCCUCUUCCUGGUCGACCUGCUCUGCUGCGGAGCCAUCCUGUUCCCCGUGGUCUGGUCCAUCCGUCAUCUCCAGGAGGCCUCCAGCACCGACGGAAAAGCCGCCAUGAACCUGGAGAAGCUGAAACUCUUCCGGCAUUAUUACGUGAUGAUCGUGUGCUACAUCUACUUCACCAGGAUCAUAGCCAUCCUGCUGAAGGUCACCAUGCCCUUCCAGUGGCAGUGGUGCUACGAGUUCCUGGUGGAGGUUUCCACUCUGGUCUUCUUUGUGCUGACGGGCUAUAAGUUCCGUCCAGCUUCCAACAACCCGUAUCUGCAGCUCCCUCAGGACGAGGAGGACGUGGAGAUGGACGAAGUAAUGGAUGAGUCUGGAGCUCUGGGAAGGAUCUCCCAAGUCCAGAAAAAGUGUAACGGACGAGAGCGGCAGAAAGAGUUCACACUGUGAACAACCAGCUGC